AUGCACAGCCCGUUCGUUCUCGCCGAGAAGACGCUCGGAGCGCCCAACUUUGCCUCGCACGGCCCGACGAGAACCCGCCGGGAAGGAGCUGGCCGAGCCAUCGCCGGCGUCCCUGCCGGCUCAUGGGCGCUCAAAAGGCAGGCCGUCCCGCGCUGGCGGGAAGAGGCGCGCCGAGCCAUCGGCGGCCCGUUUUUAGCAAAAAGCAGAUACCACAUCGCGUGUGGUCGUCGAAAAACCGCAUCUUCGCCCGUCUGGGACCUCUUCGUACGGCUCCAAAAACCGCUCCUUAACGACGACUACGCGGCCCGGCGGUCGAUCUGCGCCUUCUCAGUGGUGGAGGGGAUGUGGGCGGUACGUGCGGACCGCGUGGUGUUGCGACGGUUUGACGAAGUGGCGGUGGUCCUCAAAUACCGCUCAAACGCCCACGAUGUUGUGGAGGGGACAUAUGCUGAUGAUCCCGGCCCGAUUGGGUCGCUCAGAAAGCUUCUGGGCGGUCGCUAA
Emiliania huxleyi CCMP1516 is the source of this 501-nucleotide messenger RNA. RefSeq lists its product as hypothetical. Bases 1 to 501 code for a protein of 166 amino acids. The record is from RefSeq and is a predicted model, not a curated record. The transcript is spliced from 5 exons. NCBI's taxonomy places the organism in Eukaryota, Haptophyta, Isochrysidales, Noelaerhabdaceae.